GUUUCCUAGUUCUCCACCGUCAUCUUUACUCGUCCUUGCUAAAGUAACGUCUUUCUGCUAGUUUGACGUUUAUUAGAUAAGCAAGUUUGUUUCGUAUACGAAUUUAGUUUAUUUCAAUUAUCAAAUUACCUGACGAUAUAGUUUAUUUUUUCAUCUGUAUGCCUUGCGUACGCUUUCAUCUUUUAAAAUUUUCCAUGAAUGUUUCUAUAGUCUUCCUGCAGCUAUUGGUAAUGCAAAAACCCUUCCUUAAUUCAAAGUCUGCAAGAUGGUAUUCAUCUUCAAGAUUUAAUUUUAGCUGAGAAUAGAAAUGUGAAAAAUGACACGAUACUUGAAAGUGGUAUAUAGCAUGCGACUUAACAUCUUCUAUAAAUAAAGUACGACGAAAUUGAUUUAGUUUUGUGGUGAUGCGGGGAUGUGGAUCUGUUUUGAUCCUAUAGAAAGCCGAGAAGGCUGGCGUGCUUCUAUUUUAUUCUUUGUAUUUCUCUAUUGGACAUCUUUUGGUAUUAAUGGCAGUCUAACAAAUGCAUCCAACAUUCAUAAUAGUGUUACAAUUACUGUAUUGCCAGUUUCAACGCAUCAUGAAGAUGACGAAUGUAGGAAUGUGACCACUGACGAUAGAGGGGCUAUUGGUCUGUCAGUGGUUAAUCAAGGAUCUGGUUCUCCUCAUUCGCCAAUAGUGCCUCCACCUUUUCUCUAUGGAGUUCUUACCUGCCAACCAUAUCAAGGAAUUUCUGUGAACCACAUAUACUUUCAACUAGCCAAUGCCUUCUUUCUACUGUCACAUCUUGCACCAAGUGGCAUACAUGGCGUACUUUAUUUAAGGUGCACUCUACUCGUGGGCUGUGCCUUUCUUGCUUUGUGGGGCUGGACAAUAGCUUGUUGGCUGGACGCUGCUCUUUGGAAUGCUCUGUUUGUUGCCAUCAACUUCGUCCAUGUAUGCACGCUUCUUUACAAGCUCAGGCCUAUCAAGUUUUCAAGGGAAGUUGAAGAGGUAUACAUUGCAGUGUUCCAGCCAUUAAGAGUAUCACGUCAUCAGUUUAAAAAAGUAUUAAAUUGUAUGAAGGUUAUUCGACAAUUGAAAUAUCAAGAAGUUUAUGCCCAAGAAAAAGUGACCAAAGUUGAUUCUUUAUCUUUAGUACUUUCUGGAAAGUUAGUAGUAUCACAAAAUGGAAGAGCAUUGCAUAUUGUCUUCCCACAUCAGUUCCUGGAUUCUCCAGAAUGGUUUGGUGUAUCAACAGACGAAUACUUUCAGGUAUCAAUAACAGCUAUGGAAGAAUCAAGGAUAUUAUUAUGGCAUAGAGACAAGUUAAAAUUAAGCAUAAUUAGUGAUCAAUUUCUGCAGGCAGUGUUUGAUCAUAUUUUGGGGAGAGAUGUAGUAAAAAAAUUGAUGCAAGUUAGUGAAACAAUGGCUGCUAGCAACCACCAACAACAAAAUGGACAAGUAAUUGGUUUAGGUGGUAUUGGAGCCUUAGAAAAUGAUCCUGAUACCAAACUUUUUGUUGUAAAAAAGACUGGCGAUAGUCAAGGUAUUACUGCUCUCAUCAGUCGCCAACUUCAAGCAGCAGGAGAUCCAAAUGCAUGGAGAUUGGGAAGAAUUGAAGAGACUGAUCAUGAAACACCUGUUUAAUGAAGUGAUCAUUAAACAAAUGUCAUCCUUAGCAGUCAAUAUAAAGCAACACCGGUCUUUUUAUGUAAAUGUGGAAUAACAAUGAAAUAUUUAUCAUUUCUGGAAACAGUAUGGUGUGCUGUGCGUGGAACAAUUGAACAUUCUUUUGCCAAUUGAUCAUUUUUCCCACAACUAGUCAAGCAUAAUUAAUGUUGAAACGAAAGAUUUGAUUGUUCAUAGUGUAAUGGUUCUAUUCUAGUUUAUAAAAUGAUGUACAAUUAUAUAUUUCUUUAUGCUUCCAAUAUAUUAUUGAAUACCACUAUAACGGGUUUAAAAGUGGCUGUUUGUAAUUCACACUAAUUUUUUUCUUAACAUGCAUAUGUUUAAUAUUGAAUGAGUAAGAUUUUAUGUAUGUAAUGGAAUGGAAUGGAAGUUGUUCAUGCGCAGCGGCGUAACUUCUUUAGUGAGAAAUCUGUGAUUUAUUGGAACUGAUAGAGAAAAGAUUAGGGAGGCCUAAAUACCUGAUUGUUUCCCAUACUCAGAUAUAGUGCCUUUUUACUUGCAUUUCAUUUAUUAAUUUUCCAAAGAAAAACAUAUACAGUACUAUUGUACACUAAUUUACAUAUGCAUUUGGUAUCUUUUAAAAUGGUUACUAGCGGAAAUCCAUAUAUUGCAGUAAAUAAUGUUAAAUUCAAUGUACGUUGGGAUCUAAUUAUCGAUUUUAUUUUGUUUAACAAUGGAAUCUAUAAAUGUAUGAUAUCAUUGUCAACUCUUCCAGUAUUGACUUUUUUAUAAUUCUUUAAUAAAUUGCAGUGCAUAUUAAUUCAAUACUUUAUGUGUUAUUUCUAUAAUCGUUCAAUAAGAUAUGAAGGUAUGUAUAUUGCCACAACGUAGAAAAAAUGAAAAUCUUGUGGUAUAGUUUAAGAUAUGAUGAACUUAAUAAUGUAAAUGAUAUUCAGGUUUAUAUUCAGAAAUAAUUUCCUUCAUUGAUGUAUUUAUCUAUAUUUGCAAUAUUACAUACAAUGAUUUAAUAAAAUAUCUUUGUAAGGGAAGUACCUUCCCAGGAUGUUAGAUGCCAGAAACGAUUUUUUUUCAGUUUUCCUUUAAAUUAUCAUGCUGUACUCAUAAACAUUUUUUAUCAAUAGCAAUUUCUUCAUUAUCAUUAUCAAUGCAGAUAACUGCUAUCCUUUGCUUGACGUUAUUAUUUCUAAUUAUAUUUUUAGAGCUAACUUCAUUAGAAUGUAAUGAUAAGUUGAAAGAACACUAUGAUCUGAAUUACUUUAAAUUUAAAAUAUAUAGGCGAGGGAAGAGCAUUUGAAAUUCUAGUAGCUCUUUUUGUAAGAUAAUUUCUGUUCAUUUUUGAAAUUUUGUAUUAUAAAAAAUACUUUUUAUUCCAGAAUGUAACCUGUAAGGAAAGUACUUCAUAAUAUUUCAUGAAUCAUUUUUAAUUCUUGUUAUAAUUAUAUAUAUGUUAUUGAUUAAUGACUGUAUUUUGGUGAAAGAUAAAAAAAUAACUAAACAUAAAUAUAUUUGAUGAAGUGAUAUCAAUAGUCUAUAUCAUUCUCAGUUAGCGAUUUCCGCUGGCAACUGGUUACUUUUACAAUCGAAACUGUUUUCAAACAUGAGUCAUACAGAAAAGUGUUGCAUGAAUCAUAAUAUGAUAGCACUAUUAGACAAUGGCGUUCAAAUUAGAGAAACAGGAAGUUACGCCAGAAAGCGCUGAAUGGUAUAAAACCACAACAUGAGCUAUAUUGAUAGAAUAUUUAUAUUGAUAUACAUUGCUGAUAGAGAAAUAAAAAUGCAUAUAACUUUUAA
Messenger RNA from Megachile rotundata (alfalfa leafcutting bee), 3421 nucleotides. RefSeq names its product popeye domain-containing protein 3. Gene Ontology annotation, molecular function: cAMP binding. The record is from RefSeq and is a predicted model, not a curated record. Gene Ontology annotation, cellular component: sarcolemma. NCBI's taxonomy places the organism in Eukaryota, Metazoa, Arthropoda, Insecta, Hymenoptera, Megachilidae. Gene Ontology annotation, biological process: striated muscle cell differentiation; regulation of membrane potential; heart development.